AUGUCUGCGACGCACCCCCUCAGCUCUCUGGCACCCAACGAGAGCGACUCCUCUACAGCCACCGCGUACAAGCAAACGCGUCCAUCUGUGGAGGGGCAGAUGCGGCUGCUGCUUCUAGGCUUGUGCGUAACCAUCGCGGUUGCCACGUUCGCUGGCGGCGUGUUUUCACUACUGUCUCUGACUCGUAUGCGAAGGAAGACCUCUCUGUGCCUCAUCGUGGCUUCUAUGUCUGUGGACGAUCUGCUCAGCGUGGUGCCCCUGUCCCUCUUCAUGCUCCUGCAGUGGCAGAGGGACGAGGGCUCCGGGGGGCUGUGCACUUUGUCUGGACUUUUGUACGUGUUCCAGGGUGUCUCGAGCAACAUGAAAGCCUUUCUCAUCGCUGCCUACACCUUCUAUGUGACUAAGAGGUUCGGGGUGCUCCAUUCAGCCCGCCAGCCCCUCCGAGUGGCUUGGGCAAUAGCCGGAGUGUGGGCUGUCAGCUUGACCGUGAGCGUGUUACCCCUUUGCGGCUGGGGAAGUUUCGCCCCUGCGUCUCUAGGAUGUUUCCCAGAGAUAGACAGCUUGUACAUCUUGCUCCUCGUCUCCCUGUACUCCAUGUGUUUCUGUGGGCUGCUUAUUUUCUUUAUCCCUCUCACCUACCAGCUGCUGUGCUCCAGGGAGCCCCAGAGAGCUCUGCUCUACCCCACUUACCUCGACGUGGCCGAGGGCAUAACAGCGUCCACGCACUUCUGUCUUGACAGCCCCAAUCAAAGUUUGGGCACUUACAACGAGUUGAGUCCCAGCUCCUGUGGGACCGUGGGUUCAAAGCUGCGGGACAGAAAGGACAGCGGCCUCUCUCCGGUGUGUGCGGCCGGACAGAGGACAGCAGGUGUGGGUGAUACGCCUGUGGUGUUCGCUCAGAAGCGCUUCUCCAUGGUCCUGGCAAUGCUUAGAGUCAUUCUGUGGAUGCCCAUAAUGACCCUGGUUCUGGUGAGACAUGCAGUGAAUGCCCGCAGCUCAUCUCUGGAAACUCUGAGCUUCUUCCUGACUCUGCUGGCCCCAGCCAUGACCCCCCUGUUUGUUCUAUCCGAGCGCUGGAUACACAUGCCCUGUGGCUGCUUUAUCAACUGUAAAAGAGACCCAGCACACCAACACUCAGUGCUGAAAAGAGGACUCGAGUUCAACCUGUCUUUCCAACAAGGCUACGGCAUUUAUAAGCUGUCCCAUGCUGCUCUGUCUCCUCCAAGUCCUUCCAGCCAGAAGCUCCCGUACCACAGCCUCUUCAACUGUGAUUUAUCCAACCCCGGCCUCUCCACCCUGCAGAGAUCAGGGCCUUGUUUUGAUUUCAGCACCCCCCACGUUCUGGACAGCUCCUCUCAUGCAGAUCUGUUGUUGGAGGCUGAGUCUGGUGGUGCUGAAUGUUCUAACCUCCCUCAUGAAGAGCACCAGGAUGACAAUGAGUUCCGCUGUGUUCCCCCUCAGCAGCUCGGCUUCACAGAUACCUCGUCGGUCUUCGAGGGACCAGAGAGAAGGCUGUCUCAUGAAGAGUGUCGCAAAAUUGAGUUGACAGAUUGGGAGUGGUGCCGGAGCAAGUCAGAGCGGACUCCCAGACAGCGGUCGUCAGGUGGCCUCUCAAUACCCCUGUGUGCAUUUCAAGGCACAGUCUCUCUACAGGCCCCCACAGGAAAAACCCUCUCACUGUCCACGUAUGAAGUCAGCAGCGAUGGGCUCAGAAUCUCCCCCAACAACGGCAAGAAGGUUGAAGUUUACCGUUCCAAGUCAGUAGGCCAUGAGCCAAGCGCAGAUGACCCAUCUUCAGGUGGACAAGCGGCAGACGUGAAUGUGAGCAACGUCGGUAUGGCUCUGGACAUCGGCAUGGGCAUUGGGGCUGGAGUGGGCGACACCAAUGUGAAGAUCCAUCUGGAAGUCUUGGAGAUCUGUGACAAUGAAGAAGCUUUGGACAGUGUCUCCAUCAUCUCCAACAUCAGCCAGUCCUCCACGCAUGCCCGCUCUCCUUCACUGCGUUAUUCAAGGAGAGAAAACCGCUUUGUGUCAUGUGACCUGGGAGAAACGGCGUCCUAUUCAUUGCUCAUCCCCAGCGCCGUGAAUACAGAGGCGGAGAGCAUCAACAUCACCAUACCAGACACUGUGGAGGCACAUCGGCAGAACAGCAGGCGCCAAAUACAAGAGAAUACAGGCUAUCAUGAAGAGAUACAGCUGCUGAACGAGGCCUAUAGAAGACAGACUGGGGAAGAAGACCAGUGA
Periophthalmus magnuspinnatus is the source of this 2244-nucleotide messenger RNA. RefSeq names its product probable G-protein coupled receptor 149. Gene Ontology annotation, biological process: neuropeptide signaling pathway. Lineage: Eukaryota; Metazoa; Chordata; Actinopteri; Gobiiformes; Gobiidae. Gene Ontology annotation, molecular function: neuropeptide binding; G protein-coupled receptor activity. The transcript is spliced from 5 exons. Gene Ontology annotation, cellular component: membrane; neuron projection. The coding region runs from base 1 to 2244 and encodes 747 amino acids. The record is from RefSeq and is a predicted model, not a curated record.